Molecule: messenger RNA, 6933 nt
Organism: Scomber scombrus (Atlantic mackerel)
Lineage: Eukaryota; Metazoa; Chordata; Actinopteri; Scombriformes; Scombridae
Product: rootletin-like
Exons: 23
Coding region: 1-6933 (2310 amino acids)
Source: RefSeq, a predicted model, not a curated record
AUGAUCCACCUGAAGAGAGAGGAGCGGGACAAGGGCCUGCUGAAAGUCAUCAAAGAUGAAAAGCAGUCAUUUGAGGAAUGGUUCCAGGACUUGCAGCUGUCCGUCAACGAGUGUUUUGAGAACCCUGAGAGCAGAACAUAUGUGGAAAUGUUGCUGCAAAGACUCAUUAGUUUCAUCAAAUCUAAGGAUGCAGAGAGACGUUUGGACCAGCUGGGAGGUCAGCUGGAGAGAGGCAGCCAGCAGAUUCCUCCUCAGGAUCUCUCUGAUCUCACCGACUGGCUGAAGGAGCAGCAGGAGGAGGUGGCCACGUUCAAAACGCACUGCCACAACAGGCAGACACAGAUGGAGUCGCUCAUCAAUGACUUGAACAGUUUACAGAAGCAGCACGAUAACUUCUGCGAGUGGCUGCAGAGCAAAGAGAAACUGUCCGUGGAAUCAGACAAAGUCAAAAAUCUCCUGAAAAACCUUCAGGAUGAGAGUCAGAGAGUGGAGACCCUCAGCGAGCUGUUAGCAGCAGUACGCAGACAAGGCGUCAGAGCUGACGGUCUCCUGAAGGACGGAGACAACCUGAUACAGCGCCACCGAAACCUGGAGGCCAAGCUGCAGAAGCAGGCGGAGGCCCAGGGCGUCACGGAGGAGUUAGAGAAGUUUAAUACCCAGGCUGAGAGCACCAGGACCUGGUUCAAAGACCUCCUGCAACCCCUCACCUCCACUGAUAGAGACUUCCAACCAGAGGAGAAGAAACACAGAGCACAGGCCGUCCUGAGCUCCAAACCCGAGGUUGACUCUAAACUGAAUGACCUGAUAAGACAAAGUGAGAGUCUGUGUGAGCAGGAAGGUCUGGAGGAGAACAGGAAACAGGAAGUUAAACAGUCAGUCAGAGAUACAGAGGAGCAGUGGAAGACGGUGAUGAAGGCUGCAGAGGAAGCUCUCAACAAGGCGGAGACACGAGAGCUUUUAGACAAAGACCUGGAUGCCUUCAAAUCCCUGAAUGAAAGUGUCCAAUCCUGGAUUAGAGACCAAGAUCAGAACCAAGCUACUCUGAGCUCCAAAUCUGACGGAGAGUCAAAGCUCCAGGACCUGAAGAGACAAUGCCAGAGUCUGUGUGACAACCAGGACCUGGAUGAGCAGCGUAGAGCGGAGGUUCAGGAAGCAGUGAGACACACAGAGGAGCAGUGGAAGACGGUGAUAAAUGCCGCCAAGGAGGCUCUAAACAAGGCGGAGACACAAGCGCUUUUAGACAAAGACCUGGAUGCUUUCAAAACCCUGAAUGAAAGCGUCCAGUCCUGGAUUAGAGACCAGGAUCAGAACCUGCAGACUCUUGGUGGUCACAUUCAAGCUGAAGAAAAGCUGCAGAUUGCACAGGCUACUCUGAGCUCCAAGUCUGACGGAGAGUCAAAGCUCCAGGACCUGAAGGGACGAUGCCAGAGUCUGUGUGACAACCAGGACCUGGAUGAGCAGCGUAGAGCGGAGGUUCAGGAAGCAGUGAGACACACAGAGGAGCAGUGGAGGACGGUGAUGAAGGCUGCAGAGGAAGCUCUCAACAAGGCGGAGACUGAAGCCACCACUGAAGAGGAGUUUGCUGCUUUUAAGAGGCAGAAUGAAAGCAGCCAGUCCUGGAUCAGAGAGAGGAAGCAGAAGCUGUCGUCUCUUGGUGGUCAUGUCCCGUUUGAGGAGAGAUUACAGAUCGCACAGGCUGUAAUUACCUCCAAACACGAGGGAGAAUCCAAGGUGCUCGACCUGAAGAGACGAGCAGAACGUCUGUACGAGCAGCUGGAGGAAGAGAACAGGAAAGCUGAGGUGGAUCAGCUGAUAAAAGACACGGAGCAGCAGUGGAAAACAGUCCUGCGGGCGGCCGAGCAGGCGGAGCUCCGAAGUCUUUCAGACGACUUCGAGGAUCAGAGUCAAAACACUCGGUCGUGGAUCAGAGAGCAUCAACAUCAUCUGAUGUCUGUUGGCAGUCAGACACCACCUGAAGAGAGGUGUCACACCGCUGAGUCCGUCUUGAGCUCCAAACCCGACGGCGACUGUAAGGUGAACAACCUGAGGCGGCGAGGUCAGAGUCUGUGUGACCGGCAGGAAGUGGAGGAGAGCAGAAAACUUCAAGUUCAGAAGACGGUCAGAGACACGGAGGAGGAGUGGAGGUCUGUGCUGCACGCUGCUAAAGAGGCGGAGGCUGCGGCACAAGCUCAGAUCAGCGAGGAGACGGAGAGGAUUCAGCUGGAGCUGAGAGAAUUUGACACCUGUUACCAAGACACCGGCCACUGGCUCACGGACCUGGAAGGACGACUGGAGUCACUGAGCAAUCAAACCAAAGCUGAGGAGAGACUGCACACAGCACAGGCCAUCACGAGCUGCAAGACGGAGGGAGACUCUAAGCUCCAGCAGCUGAAGAGCCGAGGCCAGAGUUUGUGCUCUCAGGACCUCGAAGAACAAAAGAAACAAGAGCUGCAGCAGACCGCCAACGACGCUGAGGACAAGUGGAUGAGAGUCCUGCAGGAUGCUAAAAAGGCUCUGGAUCAGGCGGAGAAGCGCUGUGCUCUGGAUACUCAGGUGAUGGUCUAUGAAGUCCUGAAAGAGAAGAGCAGAUCCUGGCUGGAAGAGAGGCAGCAACGCAUCGUCUCACUGGAGAACCAGGCGGAUCAUGAACAGAUAAUAAACUCUGCACAGACCAUCCUGAGCUCCAAACCCGAGGGAGACUCACAGUUGAGCAACCUGAGAAGACAAUACCAGACUAUGUGUGAGCGAGACGACCUGGUAGAGAGCACGAGACGGGAAGCUGAGCGGACGAUAAACGACUCAGAGGAGCAGUGGAGGACGAUCCUGCAGAGAGCUGAGAACGUUCUGAAAAAAGCUGAAGUCCAAUACUUGCUCUCCAGGGAGCUGGAAGCCUUCCAUGGCCAAGUAAGGAGCACCAAAAGCUGGGUGGAAGUGCUGCAGAAACAGGCCAAGUCCAAGGAGAGUGGCACUCAUGGCAGCCAGACUCAGAUAGAGGACAGACUGAACACAUCACAGGCCAUCUUGAGCUCUAAGUCGAAGGGUGAGACUGAAAUGUUGGAGCUGAAGAGACGAGCGCAGAGUCUGUGUGACCACAAGGAGCUGGAGGAGGACAGGAGGCGAGAGGUUCAGGAGACGGUUAAAGACACGGAGGAGCAGUGGAGGACGAUCCUGCAGGCUGCUGACGACACACGCAGGCAGUUGGAGGGGGUCUUGGAGCGUCUGGUGUCGUGUCGCAGCCAGCGCAGCCAUGCUGAGGCCCGUCUGGCUGAGCUCCAGAAGCAGACGUCCAACCUGCCGCAUGUUUUCUCCUGGCCGGGUCUCGGGGAGCGGAGGCAAGCCAUGGAACAAGCCCGGACCCUGCUGGACCGGUGCACAGCGCUGGCCCCCGUCCUGUCAGACCUCCACAAACAGGCUACACAGCUGUUUGAGAUCACACAGGACCCCAGCUGGUCCGAUCCCUCCUGGAGAACUACGGAGGAGUCGAUCCCUGCUCUGCUCAAAGACUUAACUGAGGCGAUUCCUAACCUGGAGGACGGCAUCCUGACGGAGAGGCUGUUCACCCAGCUGGUGGAGCAGCAUGAAGCAGCACAGGACUGGUUGAGGGAGCAGGUUAAAGGCCUGGGAGCUCCUCCAUCAGAUAGACAGGGUCUGCACAGUGCUGUCAACACUCUGAAGGCUUUACUUCAAACAGUGGACAGGGAGCAGAGGGAGAUGAAGGAUCUGGACGCAGCCAGAGACAGUUUGCUGAGCCUCUGCACCCCCGGAGGUCAGGAUGCUCUGACCCUGGAAGUCAGCCACCUGCAUGAUCUCUGUGACACCUCAGAGAAAGAGGUGAGGGAGCGUCUGACGGCCUGCGAGGCCCAACUGGAGGAGCUGGACAAGCAGUUGGCCAAGAGGGCCGAGGGACUGAAGGAGAGAGCUGCAGCCCUGCAGUGGGAGCUCCGCUCUCUGGAUCAGGCGCUCAGUUACAGCGAACAUCAGAACAACAUCACUCAGCUGCAGCAGCACUGGCACAGCCUUCAGAACUGUGAGAAGUCUCUGGAAGGUUUGGGUGUGAAAGUUCAUGAGCUGCACAAGGAAGUGAAGUCUGCACCAGCCGCCAACGAGCUGCCAACAGAAAUAAUCAGUGUGGUGGAUUCUUUAUGCCAGCAACAUGACAGUCUGAAGUCCAGGCUGAGUGAGCGUCAGAGUACCUGCUCUACAAACACAGUCAGCUGUCUGACGGACUCUCUGCAAGCCCUGCAGCAGUGGAACAAGAGCAAGCCAUCAGAGUCCAUUUCUUCUGUGCAGGUGACAAUAGACGAAGGUGAAAAGUUGCAGGCUGUCCUGCAGGAGGCGCUUUCUCACCAGCAGUUUCUAACAGACUGUGUGACACCGCACCUGUUUGACAAACUGGUGAAAGAUGGUUCAGAAACUCUCAGAGAAGCAGACAUGCAGAAGACUUCUCUCAGCAACCACUUAAAGGAACUUGAUGAAAGGGGGAAACAAAAACUCCCUGACAUUCAGUCCUCCGAUGUCGUUCGUGGCAAUCUAGAGGAGGUGAAGACAUCUGUGGUGGCACCUCCACGAAAAAACAAGCGCUCACCUGAGAAGAAAUGUCAACCACAGCAAAACAUUCCCAUAACAGACCAAUAUAGUUCGUUUGAGGAUGAAUCAGCAGUUUCGGCGGACUCCGUGCAAGCUGAGGCUAAAACAUUAAAGCCUGCAGGGACAGAAGAUAUAAAAAGUACCGGUGCUGAACAAAUCGAAAUUGAGCCGCGUCCAGCUCAAGAAUCUAUUGCAACACAAAGUUAUGACUACCCAGAAUUUGGACAACGGCAACCUGAAACUGCUGUUGUGGAACAAAGUAAGAUUCAACCACCCAAGAGAAAGUCAAAGAGUACAGAACUUCCUCCUAAACCUGCUGACACCGAGGCACCACAGACAAAAGAGGAAGUUGAAGGUCUUAGUUUCAACGAUGAAAAUAAAAGUGUUGUUACGAAAGAAACAAAGCUCGUACCAACCAGAAGAAAGUCAAAGAAUAAUGGCGUUUCAACACCGUCAAAGCCAGUUGUUAUCCAUGAUACAGCUACUGAUGUGGAGUCUUCAAGUCCAGAUGUGGUUACAGGAUCGACUGAAAUUACUAUUGAACAAAAAGGUAAACUUUCACCACCCAAAAGGGCAUCAAAGGGCCAGAAGACUUCACCCGAACUUGCAACCAAGGAGGCAACAAAGACCAUGAAAGAGCCUGACAGUGGGAAAGCUUCUCCAACUACACAGGUAGUACCAGAAGUAACUGAAGCUGUUAUUGUGGCAGAAAGAAAGCCCUCGCCAACCAAAAGAAAAUCAAAGAGUGUAAAAGCUUCUCCUGAAAUUUCUAAAAAAGAGCCGACAGAAACAAAGCAAGAACCUGACAGUCAGAUGUCUUCUUCAACUGUAGAUGUGGUCACAAAAACUGCUGAAAUCACUGUUGUGGAAAAAGGUAAAAUCUCACCAACCAAAAGAAAGUCGAAGGAUUUGAAACCUUCUCCAGAGCUUGCUACCAAAGAGUCAACAGAGGUCCUCAAAGAGCCAGACAGUCAGAAGUCUUCUGAUUCAAAAGAGCAAACUGAAAAAGCUGUUUCGGAAGUAACAAAGCUGAUACCGACCAGGAGGAAGUCAAAAGGUCCCGAGGCGGCGGUCUCUGCCCUUAGUGGAGCCACUGAUUUGGAGCCUAAGGAAUUUAAGAAAGAGCCUGAAAGUGAGAAACCCUCUUCACCUGCCCAGGUAGUCACAGAAUCUGCUAUUGUGGAAGAAGGAAAGCUCUCGCCAACCAAAAGAAAAUCAAAAAGUCCAAAGGCUUCCCCAAAACUUUCUUCCAAGGGGAAAGUUUCACCUGCAAAAAUAAGAUCUGACAGUCAAACUACGGUAGAAGGCAUCAGUCCGAUAUGUGAGAAGAGUACUGUUAAAGCUAGUGGCAUUGAAGUUAUUCAGGAGCAUCCAGAAAAGAAAGUGGUCACAGUCAUUCUAGAUACAUCAGAGGUUUCUUUACAGACAGCAGGUACCCCUCCACAGAAGAUUAGAGACACUAUUAAUGUUAAGACCCCUGGAUUGGUAGAGGAAAGUGCCACAUUCGUGCAACCAAUCGAUACUCGUCGUACUCCAUCUCCCCAUGCUGAAACUUUGGAGUCUAAACCUAAAGAAAGAUCCAAAGAAGCCCCAGAACAACCCACCGCCCAGAAUACAAGGAGUCGCUCAUGCACAGUGCCUCAAACACAACCACUGACUGACAUUCAGUAUGGAGCAAAUUACACCGAGAAUUUAUGGAGCAACACAACUGAGAUGCAGAAGAGAUAUCUGGUCCUAGAUAUGCCUGGCAUGGGAUUUACCCAGACGCAAGAGAGUACGCCUUAUCAGCUACAGACGGAAAAUGUGGCUGAAAAAGACUCCACUCAACCAACCUCGUUUGGUUUAGUAGCAGUGCAGCCACAUGAAGAAGAGACAUUUACAGAAAUAAGCUUAUCUGAACAGACAAAUAUCCCCUUCACCCCGAUUCCAAAGGAGUCAAGAAUAGAUGCAGUUCAAACAGUGUCUGGAAACCAAUAUAUGACUACUGCUGAUGCCAAGCCAAAGGAGCCUGAGAGUCAGAAAGAGGAACAGGAAAAAGUGGUCAAACUACAAGAUGUUCCUCUACCAAUGGCUACAGCGACCGCCACUGAAGAAGAGAGGCUUCAGGGUGUGGAUUCAUCACAGGAGCUGGUGUGCAGUGCUGAUGAGCAAUCACUGGAAAACGAAGAUGCAGCAGAGACAAGCGGUUUGCAGACUGAGGAAGACAUUUCUGACAUACCAGACUCUCAGAUGACCGACAUCUUCGUAGAGAUACAGAUGCUCGCAGGGACAGGACCCAACAGUCAUCUCAUCGAGGUAGCGACUUCUGAUACUACAGACACAAUUAGAAAUGGUCACGCCUUAUAA